Fukomys damarensis (Damara mole-rat) is the source of this 2554-nucleotide messenger RNA. It is a transcript of the gene Clec12b, whose product is annotated as C-type lectin domain family 12 member B. The record is from RefSeq and is a predicted model, not a curated record. Gene Ontology annotation, biological process: negative regulation of signaling receptor activity; natural killer cell inhibitory signaling pathway. Gene Ontology annotation, cellular component: external side of plasma membrane. NCBI's taxonomy places the organism in Eukaryota, Metazoa, Chordata, Mammalia, Rodentia, Bathyergidae. Gene Ontology annotation, molecular function: protein phosphatase binding; signaling receptor regulator activity.
CCUUGAGAAGCACAGCCUCACUCAGGCCUGAAGAUACUGACACAUUUACCUCAUUUGCAAUAGUGCUUUCUUCUACAAUGUCCCAUGAAGUGACCUAUGCGACGCUCACAUUUCAAGAUUCUUCUAGAGCAAGAAAUAACCAAGACAGAAAUAACCUUAAAAAAAGAGGGAAUCCAGCUCCCUCCCCUGCAUGGCGGCAGGUUGCCCUCAGCCUGCUGACUCUCUGCCUGCUGCUGCUGAUUGGGCUGGUGACAUUGGGGGUUAUGUUGCUGCAGAUGUCUAGGGAAAUGAACUCAGAUUCAGAGAAACUGAGUCAGCUUCCAAAAGUCAUUCACCACCAGCAGGAUAAUUUAUCCCAGCAACUGGACAACAACAGGACCUUCUCCAUGGAGAAGGAAUUUCUCAAAUCACAGGUAUCCAAACUACUGAAGAGGCAAGAGCAGCUGGCCGUCCAACUCUGCCGAGAGCUAAUCACUCAUACCUCAGAUCACAAAUGUAAACCUUGCCCUAAGGCAUGGCAAUGGCAUGGAAACAGUUGCUAUCAUUUCACAGUAAAUGAAGAUAAAACCUGGAGCAACAGUAGAAAAGACUGCAGAGAGAGGAACUCCACCUUGGCGAAGAUCGAUGACUUGAGAGAAAAGGAUUUUAUAAAGUCACAGCCAUUAGCCAUGACUUCUUUCUUUUGGCUGGGACUAUCAUGGCUCCCUUCUGGCAGAAACUGGCUAUGGGAAGAUGAGUCGGUUCCCUCUCCAUCCUUGUUUAGCAAUAAAGAACUUGACCAGAUCAAUGGAUCCAAAGGAUGUGCUUAUUUUCAAAGAGGAAAUAUUUAUGUUUCUCGCUGCAGUGCUGAAAUUCCUUGGAUUUGUGAGAAGACAGCCACACCAGUGAAAAUCGAAGAUUUGGAUUAAUGUGCUUUUUUCUAAAUUCACUAAAUAUUAAAGAACUUGUGAUUUGAAACCCAGUAUGAAAAGAAAGAGUUACGCACUAUAGCCGAAGGCAGAUUAAAAAGUGACUGUGUAUUUUACCUACUAGGGAAUGGAAGGUCCUUCUCAGAGCCGUCUCCACUGCGGGAUCAGAUGCCUUCUGAUCCAGUGGUGCUUGUCCUGCAGGACUGAGGUCGCCCCUGGGGUCUUAAAGCAGUGCUUAUUCUACGGCUCUAUUAUUCUCUCUCAGAAUACUCUCAUUGAAUUUACUCACUCUCAGAUAAAAAACUCUUUUCUUGCUUUGUGUUUACACAUUACCACAUGUUCUAGGGUGAUAUUUAAAUAUUAGUAGCCAGAACUGACAAGGGCCACAGUGUGGAGCAAGCUGUAGGAAACUUCUGUUGUAUAGACUGCUGGAUCAUGUGGGAAUUUGGAAGACCCCAAGAGCGUAAAUGUUAUGCACCGCAAACACGUGCGAAUAAGAAGAAAUUCCUGAUGUGAUGUUGGCUUGUACUGUAACUGUUAUUGUCCUGUGUUACGUGCAAAAUCAAGAUUACCUGUGAAACACACCUCCAUUCAGUAACUACGAAAACGUGGAAAAACGAUGGAUUCAUUUCCCUCAGCAAUGCACAGUAAAAAGGAAAAUGAUAAUCCUAUCAGUCUUGCUAUGCGGAUGUCUUGCCGUUCUCCUCUGGCUGAUGUUAAGAUUUCCGAGAAAAAUUGGAAUUAAAAUGAUGAGUAAGAAUUGCACAGAUGAUAUGCGGAUAUGUCCACCUGCCUGGGACCUAAUCAGUCAAAAGUGCUUCUUUCAAUCUGAACAUGAAACGACUUGGGUGGAAGGACAGAGGCACUGCAGAAAAUAUCUUGCAUCUCUGGCCAAGAUCGUCUCCUGGAAUGACAUGGAACUUUUGGCAGACUAUCUGAAUUCCUCCUCUUCAUAUUGGAUUGGACUGAGAAAACACAAUGUGGACAACAUCUGGCGAUGGAUGGAUGGAAGUCACUUUAGCAAUUGGUUCAGUAUAACUGAUUCUAGCAAUUGUGCCCUUGUAGAUGUCAGUGGCCCUAGCACCACCAGUUGCAAUGGAACAAGAAAAUAUUUGUGCAGCAAAAAAAGCCAUUGUGUUUAGAAUUCUUCCAUACUGAAGGUAGAGAAAAACUCAAUUUUUGGACAUUUUAAACUCAUAUGGAUACAUUUUUCCCCUCUCAAACAUAUGUCUGAAGUCAUUCGAUGAAGAUUUAAAUGGAUUUCAUAUAAAUUUAACUUAUUGUUAAGAAGCCUAGGAAUUAAAUCGAGUUCCACGUGGCAUUACUACACUGCCCAAGUUGGUGUAUGCAGGCCAGUGGUCUCAGAACUGGUGUGUCAGCAAUGCCUCAAUGCAACAGAAUGGAAAAGGACAGAAAGGGCCAGGCAGAUCCUUCUACCUGUCUGAAAUUCAGCUACAUUUCCCUAAAAUAGAAAGAAGUUCAAGCUUUGUGGAGCAUUAACAGUGUCUCAAUGGAUCAUAGUAGUACGUAACUCAUUUAGAAUUUGGAAAGAAGACCUGUGGGAGGAGUGUUCAGAGAUGGGCGAGAGACCUUGUACUGCCAUCAGAAACCAAAUUUUCUAGAAAUAAAGUUCAUACUGAGGCAUA